This is a messenger RNA of Anguilla rostrata (American eel), 4049 nucleotides long. RefSeq names its product coiled-coil domain-containing 92B-like. The transcript has 4 exons. Lineage: Eukaryota; Metazoa; Chordata; Actinopteri; Anguilliformes; Anguillidae. The coding region runs from base 466 to 1335 and encodes 289 amino acids. The record is from RefSeq and is a predicted model, not a curated record.
UUUACUCGGGGACGUGGGGUGUGCUUAUGAAUCGUUGUGUAUUAGCCUACAUUUUUAUGUUUAGGUGAUGUUAAAAAGGAAAGAAUUAAUGAGAGUUUACGCUUUAAGGCGUUUUGGUUAUUGGAUGGACGUAUCUUCAAAGUGUACAUUUGAGAGUGGAGGCAAAUUGUAAGAACUUAUAACAGCGUAAAUGUGCACUCCCUUGUAUAUUCCUUUGGCUAGUCCUCCUUGAAAUGGAGUAUUCACUGAUGUGAUUUCGCUGUCUUCGUCCUAAAACCUCGUUAUUUCUCAAACGCACCAUGAACUCCCAUUAUGGACAUACUGGUUUUAAUUUCUCUCUGUGGCCGGGGAAGCGGCUGUAUACGCUCUCGGGUUUAGGGCAAAACGCUGACCACCCAUCCUCUCAGAUUUACUGAUCUCACUGUGGAUCCUUGAAUUACAAAACGGGUCAGGGCACGUGUUGCCAUGGAUACGAGCUGGCUGGCGCUGCAGGUGGAGAGGGUGGAGCGGAGUGUGGCAUUCCUGAGGCAGGAUCAGCUGGCACUGCUGGAGGGCCUACAUGUGGAGAUACUGUCCCUGCAGAAACGCUGCACUGAUCUGACCUGUGAGUUGGAACUACAGCCCCCACGACGCACCCUGGCAGAGGUGGAGGCAGAGGAGGAGUUCCUGAUCGGGAGGUGUCAGGAGGUGGAGAUGCGGCUGGAGGAGGAGCAGUGGACGGUGGGGGAGCUGCAGCAGGAGCUGAGCCAGAAGGGGGCGCUGGUGAGGGCGCUGCGCUGCAGCCUGCGGGACGAGGAGCGGCGCUUCCUGCAGGAGCUGAAGCAGCGCAGCCACAGGAGCGCCGAGCUGCGCGCGCAGCUGCGCGUCCAGACCGAGGCCGCCGCCUACCUGGCCUUCCAGCUGCACUCCGCCCGCCACCACCUGCACCACCAGCACCUGCAGUGGCCGCCGCCCCCGGCCCCUCCCCCGGCCCUGGCCACUCCCCCGGCUCCGCCCCCAGCCCUGGCCACGCCCCCGGCACAGCGCCACGCCCUCCGUGCAGAGAGAGCCAGGGAGUGCGUGCCCCGUGAGAGAGUGACCGCCCCGGAGGACCCCACCCCCAUGCCGGACCCCGCCCUCUUCCUCCACCCUCGCAGGGGCAGGCCCUGCCCCCCGGCCGAGCAGACGGACGGGGAGGAGGAAGGGGAGGGGGAAGGGGAGGAGGACGGCGUGACGGGGGAAGGGUGCAGUGGCAGUCGGUUGGACACAGCCUGCGCAGCGAUGUGUCAUCAGCCUGCGUCGCGGAACUACGCCAACGAGUCAUCACCGGGGGACGUGGACACCCCUGAGUUAUAAACCAAACACCGGCAGGGUUCUGCUUCGUGUUUCCACGGUUUUUUUUCUUUAGAAAUAAGGAAGCUGCUCCGGCCUGGUUCCUGUUCUGAAUGUGAAACAUCUCUUAAAGGGACAUUUCACUUUCUGAGGCUGCUUGGUGUUAUUUUGGUUUUAGUGUAUGUUUUUUGAUUGGCCCAGACAGUUUUUAUGUGCAAUGAACAAUACUUUCGAUACUUACACAUAUCAGUGACCGCCAGCCUGCUUUACAGUGGCUGGUAUAGGGAAUCUGUGCAUUUGUGAACUCUACCAUAUGAACAGAUUAAUCGUACAGCAUUCAUUCACAACAGUAAACAUAAAUAUUUGUUUUAUGUGAUGCUGGUACUUCUUUUUUUGAGCACAGCAGUCUCAGGACGCACGCACCAUAGGAAACUGUUCCAACCAAAAGAAAGAUUAAACUUUAAUUUUUGAAGACUAAUUGGGUAAUCCAGACUUAAAAUUUGUGGGUGUAUAAUGUCACUGUGCAAGCUACUCUGGAGUCACUUUAAGUAUAUUUUAUUGGUUUAUACCCCAAACCCCUGAAUGGCCCUAUGACAGCCAUUGUACAGUCGGCAGGUCAUCGCAAACCGUUCUGAAUAUCUAAGAUGCUGUCCAUCAUGCACAAAAAACUGUCUGGGGGCCAGUUUUAAAACACUGAAACUGAAAUGCUAUCAAAAAACUCAGAAAGUGAACUAUUUAAUCACCGUCAGGCAAACCCUUCCUCUGUCAUCAUCACAUGCAUCACGACCAUCAUCUUCAUCAUCGGUACCGUCGUCAAUGUAGUUUACACCCGUGCUGCAGCUAGGUGUAUACUAUUGUCUUUGUUCAGGUUAAUAACGUAAUUGUUAUAAAACUCCUUUGUUUCUCUGUUGUCAUUAAUUAAUUUUUUUAAAUGGAGGACAGAGCUAGUGAGGCCAGUAGUUAGUAGAUUUGAAAUAUAUCCUCUGUAGAAAUUCUCCACUGUAUGAACAUUAAGAUGGAGAGAGCUGGAUUGAGGCAUUACAGUGGGUUUGUCUCAGCUCGGGAGAAUAACAUAGAAUGCCAUCGAAUGGCAAAGCAACAGGCGCCAUCAAGUGGUGGGGUGAUGGAAUUGCACUCUAUUACAGUACUAGGGAAUGUGUGUUUUGUGUAUGUUAAAUGGUAUAAAAUGGCUAUGCCAUAAAACAUAAGCCUCCUAUCUUUAAUAGACCGUAUAUACAAGUAAUACAACAGAUAAAGACGUGUAUCUGAUAUUGUAGCAAAGAGCUUUUUAGUGUGUGAUUAUUUAAUGGCUGGUAUUCAAAUGUAAUUAUUUUAGAGAAUGCUUAGAUAAGUAAUGAAAUGUAUUCACCUUAAUAUUUUACUUGCAAUUACGAAUUUGAGCCUUACCAGAGAAAUGUGUACUCCGGUCGAAAAUACCCAGCAGUGACUCCCAUCACGAUAAAUCUCACUGUGACUUUUACUCUGGUUAACCUCACAGUCCUUGUUUUGCUGAAAUCAGAUACAACAUCAUCCAUGUUGGGUCAAUGUUGGGUUACUGAAAUUACUGGUCCAGCUUUGUGAGAGACGCAUUGCAUACAGUAGCUUCACAUUGGGCUUGUUACAUCGUCACAUCUCUCAGCAAGACAGAUCAGUGGAAAACAAACUGUCCGACAUAAUUCACAUUUCUAAUUUAAAAAUGUUUCCGUUGAUGGCCGUCGUCUGAAAGCCGAACAGUUUGUCCGUCUCUGAAUGGACAGGGGGCUGUUGGCAGGCUGCUCUACUGUUGAGGCAGUGGAGAGGUUUUCUUGCGUCUUGUAAGCUGAGAUGACCUUGAGCCUGCAGAUGUUGUCAUCCAAGGAACGUUUGGCCUCUGCUCUUCAAGUACAUCACUGGCAGGGGGCAACCGAACUACCCACCUACCCCGUAAACUACAGUCUGCUGGUAGCUGAAUGGCCAGACCUUGUCUUGAGUGGGUCAGAGCUGGAUAAUGGUCGUUUCCCCACAAGAAAGAGAAGAUUGUCUUGUUCAAUUUCAUAUGCAUUAAGAUGGUUGGGUGUAAGAUUUCUAUACUUCUCUGCAGUACAUUGUUGUAUUGUAUUUUAAAUGCUAUUUCCAUAUUGCAAAGGGUAUUUCCAAUUUGGUAAUUUUAAUACAGUGGAAAGUCAGUUCAAUGCUCGAACACUUAAUCAGAAAUAAGACUGAGUUGGAUUUCAUGUUACAUUUUGUCUGGGAGUGUACUGUAACGUUUCUCGUUUAUAGGCCUAUAUGUUUUUUUAUUUUCCAACUUGAGUGAAAGACCUUGAUUUUGUUAAAUUUUCCUCAGGCGUAUGUUCGGCCGGUUUUAGCUGUGGCAAUGCCGUCUCUUAGAUAUUACUGGAAUUUUGCUUUUAACCGAAACAGAAGUCGGCAGCUGCUACGUUCGUUAAAAUACUUGUAUUUCUUAAUUUUAAGUAAAAAAAUGACCACCGAAAUCAGUGGGAGACUGUUCUAACAUCACGCAAAUGGCGUUAAAUGCCUGUUCGCACUUUCUAGCAAUAACGUACUCUUUUAGACACAAAUUAUGCAGUGACUUCAGGGAUCUCUGAUCCGGUGAUCCUUUUCUGAUUCACACCCAGUUCAUUUGGUGUGUUAUCCUAGACCGAGUCUCCCUAAACCCGUCAGUGCCGCACCUACUGUGGUUUCUCAACAUACAUCUUGCAACUGUAUACUUAUUUGAAUAAAUUUGAAAAUUAACUAAA